This is a messenger RNA of Argentina anserina (silverweed cinquefoil), 1270 nucleotides long. RefSeq lists its product as uncharacterized. Gene Ontology annotation, molecular function: zinc ion binding. NCBI's taxonomy places the organism in Eukaryota, Viridiplantae, Streptophyta, Magnoliopsida, Rosales, Rosaceae. The transcript has 2 exons. The coding region runs from base 272 to 1021 and encodes 249 amino acids. The record is from RefSeq and is a predicted model, not a curated record.
AGGGAAAAUUCCCUCCCAGCCAAUGGGGUUUUAGGUUUCUAGAGUGGUUGGAGUGUACAGAGAAUUUAACUGCAAAUGGUAAAAUCGUAAAUUGGUGGAAGAGUAGUGUGGUCUUUCAAUCUUUCUAUAAGUAACAGCAAGGUACCCCAUCUCUGAUUUUUCCACCCAUUCUCGUAUUUGAAGAGAGAUAAAAUUAUUCCGAGAAGAAAUUUACAGAGAUAAACUGAGAAGAUAGAAAAAGCCGGACUCUUGAGUUUUCUUUUCACCGGAAAUGAAGAACUGCGAGCUCUGCCAGCUACCGGCUCGGACCUACUGCGAGUCAGAUCAGGCGAUUCUGUGCUGGGAUUGCGAUUUCAAGGUCCACGGCGCCAAUUUCCUCGUCGCAAGGCACUCCAGGACGCUCCUCUGCCACGCGUGCCACGCGCCGACGGCCUGGAAAGCCUCCGGCGAGAAGCUCGGCCAUACUUUCUCGGUCUGCGAGCGGUGUGUGGCUAGGAAUGAAAGCAGAGGCGACGACGAAGAGAGCCAGGCUGACAAUGAUGAUACGGAUGACGAUGAUGACGUCGAUGAAGGUCUGGACUCCGAUGAAGACGACGGCGACGGCGAUCUUGAUUUCGAUGAAGAGGAGGAUAAUCAAGUCGUGCCGUGGGGCUCGACGCCGUCUCCGCCGUCUGCGAGCUCUUCCAGCAGCGAAGGGGAUAACAACAAUGAAGGUAGAUAUGGCCGCAGAUCAGUCGCCGCUGUUUCGUUGAAGAGAGCUAGAGAUAAUGCUUCCGAUCAGGACGAUCUCCGCCGUCUAGCCGCCCGACUGAGGUGUGACACAGCUUGCACCGCCCAUACCGACGGCGGCGCCACUUCGGUUGACUCCAAGAGACCUUCGAAAGACCGAAGAUCGGAUCUCAAUGGCUCAGGUCCGAGAUUCUCGCCGGCCAUAGAGUCCUCGCCGAGUAGAAAUCUCCGCCGUGAAGUCAGCGAAGCCAUCGAUCUCGACUCCUCCGAGCCUCGUAUCCCUCCGAUAUGAGGUAGAGUAAUAUCGAGAUAUUUUUUUCUCUUUUUACCUAACAACAGCUCGGAUCGAAAAUUUGACCGCUAGCUCAAAUCUAUAGUCAGACAGAACGAUUUCUUUGAUUUUUGUUUAUUAUUUUAACCGUGCCGUGGAGUGUAAUUCUGAUUCUUCGUCUCUGUUGAUGACAUGGAAUCUCUUUGUUUGCUUGGAACUUUGGAUCAUCUUCCUUUGUGUAAAUUAAUGAAGUAAAUUAGUUUUACUGUG